Molecule: messenger RNA, 7101 nt
Organism: Phaedon cochleariae (mustard beetle)
Lineage: Eukaryota; Metazoa; Arthropoda; Insecta; Coleoptera; Chrysomelidae
Source: the annotation of a GenBank genome assembly
UUCUACAGUCACAAUUUAGCAUUUAGGGACUUUAGCGUGAUAUCUUGUGCUUGUGGUUUCGCAAAGUAAUCUAUCUCAACCACAAACAAGGCCUCGCCUCGCCCUUUUAGCCUUCGUCAUAAUUCAGAAAUCAGAACAUUUCGACAUUUAUAUAAUAAUGUUAUAUGUCCGGCACCGGAUAUGAAGGCAUUUCAUUUAUCGAGCUUCAAGUUCAAGUCAAAUAUUUUAUUUGUGAAAAAUGAAAAAUUUGUUGAAAACUUGUUAAUUUCAAAUUGUUUGUUGAUGUCUUCAAAAUCACAAUCCCCUGAUAAACGCAAAAUAUUUCAAUGAAGUAUCGAAAUAUCUAAAUAUUUGACCAAUAAGAAAUUUGAAUCCUACUUGUGAAAAGAAUGGGAAUGCAAUGCAUUCUCAUUUCAGUCAUUUCUCAUUCUGCAUUCUUGGUGGGGGAGUUAUGACAAAAAUGGCUACGGAAGGUUUUCAUUGAAACUGCAUUUCAUUAAAUAAUUGAUAAAAUGCAGCAUUGAUCGACAACUGAUAAGGACCUAAUGAUAUAUACAAAUGAGUGAAAUGAGCUUGGGAGCCAUGCAGGGUGCUCCAGGGGAACGGCGACUCAAGCAACUUGAGUCACUGUUUCUUGGGGGUCCUAUGGCAGCAAAGGAUCAGAGUUUCAGUAUUGAAGCUCUCAUUGAUAUACUGCUUGUGCUCUAUGAUGAAUGCUGUAAUUCAAGUUUACGAAAAGAGAAAACUGUAUCAGAUUUUAUUGAAAAUGUGAAACCUGUGGCCACCACAGUGAAAACCUUGAGAUUGACUAGAGAGGAUUUUGAAAUCAUUAAAGUUAUUGGACGUGGUGCUUUUGGAGAAGUCUGUGUUGUUAAAUUCAAAGGUACUGACAAAGUAUUUGCCAUGAAAAUCCUCAAUAAAUGGGAAAUGUUGAAGAGAGCUGAAACUGCUUGUUUCAAAGAAGAGAGGGAUGUUUUAGUGUAUGGUGACAGAAGAUGGAUAACCCAUCUUCAUUAUGCAUUUCAAGAUGAAUCCAAUUUAUAUCUAGUAAUGGACUAUUAUUGUGGGGGAGACCUCUUGACGUUAUUGAGUAAAUUCGAAGACCGUCUUCCUGAAGAAAUGGCAAGGUUUUACAUAGCUGAGAUGGUCCUAGCCAUUGAUUCCAUACAUAAUUUGAAAUAUGUACAUAGAGAUAUUAAACCAGACAAUGUUUUACUAGAUGCCAAUGGGCAUAUUAGGUUAGCUGACUUUGGUAGUUGCUUGAAAUUGAAUGAUGAUGGCAUGGUGCAAUCAAAUGUAGCUGUAGGAACACCAGAUUACAUUUCGCCAGAGAUUCUCAGGGCCAUGGAGGAUGGUCAAGGCAGAUAUGGUCCAGAAUGUGAUUGGUGGUCAUUAGGUGUAUGUAUGUAUGAAAUGAUCUAUGGCGAAACACCAUUUUAUGCAGAGAGUUUAGUGGAAACUUACGGAAAAAUAAUGAAUCACAAAAACUGCUUCGAUUUUCCAACAGACGUAGAAGUGACAGAUACAGCGAAAGACUUGAUAAAAAAGCUGAUUUGUAGUCAAGAGUUUCGAUUGGGGCAAAACGGAAUAGAAGAUUUCAAGAGCCAUCCCUGGUUUGAGAAUGUCGAUUGGGAUGGGAUUCGUGACAGUAAUGCGCCGUACAUACCAGAAGUUUCAAGUCCUACAGACACUUCAAAUUUUGAUGUUGACGAUGCCGAUAUUCGAUUAUCCGACGCAAUGCCUCCGACUGCCAAUAAUGCCUUUACGGGUUUACACUUACCAUUUGUUGGGUUUUCCUUCACUCAAGGAAGCUGUAUUUGUGAUUUAAGCAAUUUGAGUGCUUACGUAAAUUCUGACUUUACUGAAAAACAGAAUCAACGAAAUAAGGGUGAUAUAAUAGGAAUAACUCUACAGGAAAAGGAAAUGGAUAGAAAAAUGUCGCCUGAUGGUACGAGGAAAUUACAGGAUGAAAUCAACACCCUCACAAAAAGGAACUGUGAAUUAGAAUCUCAAUUGCGUAGUCUUGAGGCUGGCAAUUCUAAGGAAAUGCAUAUAGACUGUCUAGAUAGUGGUGACAAUGCUAAAUUAAAGGAAAUGGAGAGGAUCAUCCGAAUUCUCAAACAAGAGAAAGAUGAAGUACUGAAAGAAAAACAUGACUUGCUGGAAAAAUUUAAGUUCCAAGAUAUAGAAUUGAAAGAUGCUUUAUCUCAAAAAAAGUUGGCUAUGGCCGAAUAUACUGAAGUUUCUGAUAAACUGGCAGAACUAAGGCAACAGAAACAAAAAUUUUCGAGACAAGUUAGAGAUAAGGAAGAAGAACUGGAGACCGUCAUGCAAAAAGUCGAUUCUCUAAGAAACGACAUAAGAAGAGCAGAAAAGUUGAGGAGAGAGCUUGAGUCUAGAGUGGAAGAGGCUCAGGCCGAGUCCAUCAAGGAGCGGAAGCUCAGAGAGAGAUCAGAGGAGUAUUGUAGACAAAUGCAAGCUGAAUCGGACAGGUUGAGGGUGCGUACAGAACACGCUCCCAGAGAUCAGCAAGAUUCCCUGAGACUCAAAGCUGAACUGGAAAAAUUAGAGGUCCAGUACAAUGAGAGUGUAUCUCAGCAGCAGGCUAGAUACAAUAUGGAACUAUCUUCUCUCAGAGAUCAGUUACAUGAAGCUGAAACACACAGAGAACUGCUAGAAAGAGAAGUCCAUUUUUCAAAAGACAAACUGGAAAAAUCUCGAACUGAUGCGGUGUCGGAUUCUGAACAAAUGACAACCGAAUUAAAUCGUAGGCAUGAUAGAGAAAAACAAAUCCUAAUUGAGGAAAACAAAAAACUGUCUUCAAACGUAGAAUUUUUAACUGAAUCGAUGAAUCGACUGCAAACGGAGCGUUCUAACCUAGAAACAGAAUACGAAGAGCUUCGCAACAAACAAGAAGCUUUAGGCCAAUGGGAAUCGCAAUUAUCUGAAAUAAUUCAGUGGGUCAAUGAUGAAAAAGAUGCGAGAGCUUAUUUGCAAGCUUUGACGACCAAAAUGUCGGAAGAGCUGGAAUACUUGAAAGGAUCAGGUGUUUCCAAUGUCGUUCCUGGUGCAGAUAAGAACUGGAGGAAUAGAAGAUCGCAAAAGCUCGACAAAAUGGAGCUGCUCAAUCUGCAGAGUUCCUUACAAAGCGAAAUACAGGCUAAACAGGCUAUCAGCGAGGACCUGAGUAAAACCAGGGAAGCGUUGCUCGCUGCUCAAAAAGACCUUAGGGAAUAUCGACAACGAAAUGAAGCCUUAUCCAUGGAUCUUAAGAGGAAGGAAAAACAGAUCAAAGAUUUCCAGAAUCGCCUUGACUCAGACGGAUUCUUGGAUAGGCCUUCUUCACAGCUAUCGUACCUCGACCAUUUCUUGAAAGAAACGAAUUCAUCUCAAGUGAAUACGUACGAUAAUAUUCCCGCUCAAAAUCUCCUUUACAAAGGCGGAUCAAUCGAAUCUGAGGAAGGAGAUAUAGAAGACAACAGAGCGCUGAGCAUGACAAGUUCAAAGAGCAAUCUAUCGGAGAUCAGCAUGCAUGAUUCUCAAUCGCCUAUGAAAUUCAAAGCGCAUCAGUUCCUGGUGCGGACCUUCUCCAGUCCGACCAAGUGCAGCCACUGCACCUCUCUGAUGGUCGGCCUGAUGCGGCAAGGCAUGGUCUGCGAGAUUUGCGGUUUCACCUGUCACACGUCCUGCUGCACUCACGUACCUGCGGUGUGUCCAGUGCCGCCAGACCAAACAAAAAGACCUCUAGGCAUAGAUCCAACUAGAGGGAUAGGCACAGCUUAUGAGGGAUACGUCAAAGUUCCCAAACAGGGAGGCGUUAAAAAAGGUUGGGUCAGACAAUUCGUUGUUGUUUGUGACUUCAAACUGUUUUUGUACGACAUAACAGCGGAUCGCAAUGCCUUACCAAGUGUUCACGUGGCUCAAGUAUUAGAUAUGCGAGAUCCCCAGUUCAGUGUGUCCAGUGUCAAAGAUUCGGACGUGAUUCACGCCAACAAAAAGGAUAUUCCUUGCAUUUUCAAGAUCACCACCUCGCUUAUGGAACCGCCCGGCCCCCGGCACUCCACCCUCAUGCUGGCCGACACCGAGGCGGAGAAGAGCAAGUGGGUGGUGGCGCUGGCCGAGUUGCAUCGCAUCAUGAAGCGCAACAAUCUGCCCGACACGACGGUGGUGGUGGCGCGCGAGCUGAUCGACGCUUCGUUGGCACUGCUGCGGAACGCGCUCAGCGCCGCCAUCAUCGAUCCGGACAGGAUCGUGCUGGGCACCGAAGAAGGGAUGUAUUGCCUGGAUUUGGAUAGGACGGAGGUGGCGAAGAUCGGCGAGGGCAAGAAGAUCUUCCAGCUGGAGUACAUCGGCGAGGAGCACCUGCUGGUGGCGGUGAGCGGCAAGCAGCGGCAGGUGCGGCUGGUGCCGAUCCGCGCCCUCGACGGCGACGACGUCGAGUGGAUCAAGGUCACGGAGAGCAAGGGUUGCUCGGUGCUGACGGUGGGGCCGGUGCUGAGGGCGCCGCUCACGUUCUGUCUGUGCGUGUCCAUCAAGAAACAGCAAAAUUCUUCUGGCAUAAUCAUUUACGAAAUAACCCGAACCAAAACGAGGCACCACCGAGUUCGUGAAAUAAGUUUGCCAGUGAACAUUCAAUCUUUACAAUUACUUUCUGAUGGACGUUUAUGCGUUGGCUCCCCAUCAUGUUUCACCAUCUACGAUAUACAGAGUGGCGAUCAGCAACUAAUAACUCUGCUACAUCCAGAAAAUCCACUUUACGCGACAAUAAUGUGUAGUGUCGUGGAAGCUUUGCGGGUCAUUGAACUUCCGCGGCACGAGUAUUUGUUAGUUUUUGGUACUUUAGCGGCUUACGUUGACAGACAUGGUAGAAGAUCUAGAGACAGGGAGAUUAUGUAUCCUGCAGUACCCACAGCAAUUGGUUAUAGAGACGGUCAUUUAAUAGUGUAUAGUGAAACGCAUAUCGACAUAUUCAAUUGUGCUACAGGAGAGUGGGUUCAGACGGUGAACAUCAAGAAAGCGAAACCGUUAAAUGAGAGCGGUAGCCUAUCUUUAUGUCUCUUGAACGAUCUGGCACAUCUCCUGUAUCUGUCAAACAUCCAUCAAAGAGAAGUCAUCAAUCUGGACAAUAUUGUUACAAUCGAUAGAGAUGGCAGAACAGUGCAAAAGACGAAAAGAAGAUUUUCAUUGAGGGAAGGAAACAGAACACAACGAAUCAAUACCGAUAGGCGAUCGAAACUUAUAUCGGCGCCGACCAAUUUCAACCAUAUCAGUCAUAUGGGACCAGGUGAUGGAAUCCAACGGCAGAGGUUGAUAGACUUGACUCCGACCCUGGCAGAUCAAUUACCAGAUCAUACUACGUUCGGGGGUAGCACUACUCCACAGCCCAGGGUACCCAUCAAGGUGGCGCCGCUACCGCCGAAGCACGGCGAACGCAAGCGGCCGGAGAUCUCGAACCCGACGCCCGUCGUCCGAGGAGCCGCCGCCUUUCCCGCGUUCAACGGCGCCAAGCGGGCGGCGCCGCCCCGGCCGCGGGAGCUGCCGCCUGCCCUGCCGCGGCCGCCCACCGCGGACGCGUCUCCCUCGCCCUCGCCUGAUCCGGCCAGCAUCGGCAGCAUGUCGUCGCUGCACGAGAUCAUCAAGAGCACGGAACCUCGAAGUAGUCCGCGCCAUUCUAUCGCCAGCAACAACAGUUCGAACUUGUCAACGCCGCCUUCUCCACAUGCAGAUCAUCACAACAGCUCCAGCUACGACAGCUAGGGGCAACAGGAUAAGAGGCACACAACAAGCCUGAGUUGCAGUUUUCUCUCUAAAGAGUAAGAAAUCACAUUCGUUGUUCAUAAUGUAAGGUGUUCGAAUGUUCGUUGAUUUAUCAUAUUAACAAGAGUUCUGGAAUUUGUCGAUAUAUUCAUUAUUUUCCAUAUUGGACACGUUAAGUACCUAGGACUGAUUAGUUACCUCAAGUUUGAAAGUAAUGAAGGGUUAUUCAACAGACGCGAUAUUAAAAUUAUAUAUACAUAAAUAUAGAUUUUAAAGUGGCACUGUACUUAUUUUUAUGUACAUUUAGUUUUUGUGUUUAUAUGUUUUUAUUUUUAUUCGAGUACCAAGUGUAAAAUAAUACCAGUCAAUUAAGUGUUGUAAAAUGAUUUUAAAAUUAUAUUAUUUCUGGAAUUUUCAGAUGAUACAGCAAUUUUCAUAUAUCGAAAUUGUUGAAUCAUCUAGAUUUUUAUAUAUUUUAUAUUUAUAUCUAUUUAUUUGUCUUGUUUUAACAUUUUCACCAAGAUUAAUAAUAGCAAAGUUUACAUUUUAUUAAUUUUAGGAAAGAAGUAUUUAAAUAUUCAUAUAUUUAUCAAUUUUAUUAUAUAUCCAUGUUUUAGUACAAUUUAUUUAAUUUCAAUAAAUUACAGUGAGACAAUAUAGUAUUUGUGAUGAGUGACUAAAAAAUUAACAAUUCAUAAUUAGAUUUUGUACUUCUUCAUUAUUCAUUAGGAAAUUCUAGUCACCUUUACAAAUACAAUAAAAAUUAACAUUUUUCAGUUUGUAAAGGUUCUCCACUAUGUUGAAAAAUGAGAACUCAAAAAACACCUCCCUUCUUGAUACAUUUUCAAUAUUAUGCGAAUAGAAACAUCGUGGAUUUUCUUAAUCAUAUAACUUACACAAUAAUUUUAAGGAAUUUGUUUAUGCACUUUUUAUUUUCAACCAGUUCAGAUCAUGUAGUGAUAUACAUAGCGGAAAACCUAAUUAAACAGACAGACAAACUUAGAUUGCAUCGUUUUCUCAUUUAUCUAUAAUGUAGUAUAAAUAGGGUGUUUGAUUGAGAUGGGCCACCAGCUAUAUCUUGUCCAUGAUACAAAAAACAAAGCUAUAAAAUGAGGUGAUAAGGUGAGAUCAUACAUAUAGUGGUAGUCAUUUAUAUCACAUGAAAGUUGUAAAAUAACUGUAGUAUGUCGACUGACCUCAAUCAAACACCUUGUACAAUAAUUUUGCUUUUUAAUUCAACAGUAAUAUCGAGGAAUAAUACCACACAUUGUGAAAACUGAAAAACAAAAUUACAUACAUUGGAGGAUGUUCUACUUCAUACAAACUUUUUUAUUUCUCAACCGG